Messenger RNA from Neurospora tetraspora, 1431 nucleotides. RefSeq lists its product as uncharacterized. Bases 496 to 1431 code for a protein of 311 amino acids. The record is from RefSeq and is a predicted model, not a curated record. NCBI's taxonomy places the organism in Eukaryota, Fungi, Ascomycota, Sordariomycetes, Sordariales, Sordariaceae. The transcript has 3 exons.
CGUACAUACAUACUUGCUUCUCUUACCUCGGGUGAUGGCCAGUGCUGUGCAAAUAUCUCUGACUGCUUGCUAUACAAUGGUGACAAUUGGAGAUUGCUUUGUUCCCCAAGUCGUGCCAGUGGCUGACUGGACGUUCGGAAACGGGGAAGGGUCUUCGAAAAUUUUUUAACAUGCCGUCUUCGUCAUGAUAGCCAUUCAUGGUGGUCCAUACUUGGGAACUCUCGCUCGGGUCGGGUCUAGAGUGGCCUUCAAGAGGGGGAAGUUCCCUCUUAUAAGAAGUGAUCUCGUUCUCCGACUUUGAACUUCCUUCUUCAUCGACAUCAGGUUCCUCAUCAUCUGACAUUUGUUGUCAUAUGUUCGUCUAACCCGGCUCGCUGCUCCUUAUCCACCAUCUCGUCAACAUCACUCGCUUGUUGGCUGUUUUCUAUCUUCCAUACAACUUCACUCACUCAGCCUGUACUCUCCUGAAGAGCACCUCAACUCCCAAGUGGCAAGAUGAAGACGUUUACUACCCUCGCCUCACUGGCGGUUUCGGCUGCCAUCGCCAACGCCCAGGGACUCGCCGUCGUCAACGAUCGACUCACAUGCACCAUUCCCAACGCCUCCUACUGUGCCGGCCCUUAUAUCGUCCGAUGCGAUGGAAUCUUUGCUCUGCCUAGAGUGGACUGCAACGUCGAACUGGUCGGAGCAACCCCCGCCGGCAACGACGGCCUAGCCACCUGCUGGCAGACUUCCUCCACCAGCGGUGACGCCGCCUGCCAGAAGAACUGCCGCGUCUACGCCCCACGGCCCUUCAACUUGGCGGCUGAUGAGUGCACCCCUAACUUCCCCGCGACCACCACCACCGCCGCCGGAACCACCACCACCGCAACAACCACCACUGCCCCCAACACCAACACCAACACCAAUACCAAUACCAACACCAACACCAACGGCGCCACUACCCUCCCGCCACCCACCACUCGCCCCUCCACCACCGCCUCCGCAUCAUCUACCUGGGACCACCACCACUGGACCAACCUCCGCAUCCUCCUCCGCCGCCCCGACCCGUGGCCCCCGACCCGUGGCCCCCGACCCGGCCCCUGGACCAAGAAGCCCAAGACUUCUCACAAGACCAAGUGGGAGACUUCCACUGAUUGCGAAACUGAUACUGUUACGGCCACUGCUGCUCCGGUUACCGUUGUGCCCACUAAGAUCCCAGUCCCGGUGCCGGUGCCGGUUCCCACUACCCUGGCUCCUGCUCCGAACCCUCCUGAUCCGAAGCCUCCUGCUCCGAACCCGCCUGUCGUUGUGCCCACGCCUCCGAAGGAAACGUCGGCUGCUGAUCCUAUUGGUGUCCCGCCGCCGGUGGUGACUGCUAGUGCGCAGAAGGUGAAGGCUGCGACGGCAGGGUUGAUGAUUGUUGGUGGUGUUGUGUUUUGGUUUCUUUGA